Molecule: messenger RNA, 2801 nt
Organism: Saprolegnia parasitica CBS 223.65
Lineage: Eukaryota; Oomycota; Saprolegniomycetes; Saprolegniales; Saprolegniaceae
Exons: 3
Coding region: 1-2787 (928 amino acids)
Biological process (GO): coenzyme A metabolic process
Molecular function (GO): hydroxymethylglutaryl-CoA reductase (NADPH) activity
Source: RefSeq, a predicted model, not a curated record
AUGGUCCUCCAGUCUCUUGGCACGGCCCAGCACGCGCUGGACGCCGCCCUCUCUGCGCUCCAGAGCGCUUCGUCCAUUGACAUUGCAGUCGUCAACGCGUCCUUGGCCAAGCUAGAGGCCACGCUUUCGGCCCUCCGAAUGGCCGCCGCGGCGCCGGCGCCAACGCGCGAGGUCGGCUACGGCACCUUGACACGAGCACCGAAUGCGACGGACGACCAAGUGCCCGACUCGCAGCCGUCGAUCUGGUCUGGCUUUUACAACAAGACGCUGCGGGAGCGCUACGACGUGCUCUCGCUCAUGUACCCGUCGGCGCUGCCGUCGCACACGCGCCGUGGCAGCGACGUCGACCAAAUGGGCUCGCCCAAGCUUCGUCCGCGCAAGACGAGCAUCGGACAUGUCCCGAGCAUGGCGCUCGAGGAGAUCGGCGCGCUGCCGUCGCGGACAGCCAACCUCAUGAUUGAAAACUGCAUCGGCGUCCUCGGCAUCCCGCUCGGCCUCUCGGUGCCCAUGGCCGUCGAAGAGCCGUCCGUCGUCGCGGCCGCGUCCAGCGCCGCCAAGCUCAUUGCGGCCUACGGUGGCGGCUUCCACACCGAGACGUCGGGCAACAUCAUGACGUCGCAGAUCCAGCUGCUCGACACCGUCGAUAUCCCUGCAGCGAAGGCAGCGAUUGCCGCGCACCGCGACUACCUUGUCGAGUAUGCCAACACCAACUUGUGCGCCAACAUGAAGCGCCGCGGCGGUGGCGUGCUCCACGUGUAUGCGCGCGAGACCGCGCCGCUCGCGCCGUCGACGGCGCCGGGCUGGUACGCCGGCUACGACGACGAGCUCGUCGUGCGUCCGAGCGGUGACGCGCCGACGCUUGUCGUGCACAUUGACGUGGAUGUGUGCGAGGCCAUGGGCGCCAACAUCGUCAACACGAUCGCCGAAGGGCUCUCGGCCGAGGUUGCGCGGAUUACGCAAUCCCGCGCCGGUCUGCGCAUCCUCACGAACCUCUGCGUGGCGCGGCGCGCGCGGUCGUCGUUCUCGCUGCCGAUUGCGUCCUUGGGCUGGAAAGGCGCCGCGGGCAUGACGGUCGCGAGCCGCAUCGUCGAAGCCAACGACUUUGCGAUCAACGAUCCGUUCCGCGCGGUCACCAACAACAAGGGCAUUCUCAACGGCAUUGACGCGGCCGCCGUCGCGACGGGCCAGGACUGGCGCGCGAUUGAGGCCGCCGCGCACUGCUACGCGUCUCGCCACGGCCAGUACACGAGUUUGACCAAGUACGCGAUCCAAGGCGACAAGCUUGUCGGGACGCUCGAGCUGCCUAUGUCGGUCGGCUCGAAGGGUGGCGCGCUUCAGACGCAUCCGGGGUACGCGGCGACGCAUGCGAUUCUCGGCCGGCCCUCGGCGCAAGCGCUCGCGGGUAUCCUCGUCAGCGUUGGCCUGGCCCAAAACUUUGCCGCCGUUCGCGCCCUCGCCAUCACGGGCAUCAACCAGGGGCACAUGGCUCUGCACGCGCGCAACAUUGCCGUCGCAGCCGGCGCGCCCAACGAACUCGUGACCGAGCUCUGCGCCUACAUGCUCGCGCGUGGCAGCAUCAGCAUCGAGACGGCCAAGGCGUACUUGACGGCCCACGCCGUGUACAAGGACAUUGCGCUCGCCGAGUCGCCGGCCGCACCGCGCCGCCCGAGCAUGUUCUACGUCGAGGUCGACGUCCCUGGCCUGGCCAAGCCCAUUAGCGUCAACCUCGCGUUCAUGUCGCUCUCGGCGCCGCAGACGAUCGUCGUGACCAAGCCGAGUGGCACGACGCCGAUGCAGACGCAGCUGCUCGGCGACAAGGGCUACCUCCAGCUCCAGCGCAUGUUCACGUUCCUCGCGCAGAUGAAGGUCAUCGUCGUCGACGAAGCGUCCGACAAUGCGCGCGCCAACCUCGAGCUCCAGAACAAGCUCCUUCUACUCUCGAUCCUCCUCAACGUCGUGACGUACCAGCUCCAGCGGCAGCACCCGCAGGUCGUGCACGAAUUCAUCUCGAACUUGCUCGCCGCCGACGUCGAAGCGGCGGGGCCGUGGGCUGACGCGCACUUUGCAUCGGCCAAGGACGACCCAUUGCUCAGCACCGGCCUCCCUCUGCUGCUCGCGAUCUGGCAAGUCUUUACAUACCACGUCGAGCAAGAAGUGUCGAGCCCGCUGCUUCAGCAAGAGCUUCUCCAGGAGCAGUGCCAUUUGCUCGACUCGAUCGCGCAUUGGGUGCCACCGCCCGUCGCGUUGGCCAAGGAGGCAGCGUUUGCUGCCUACAUGGAAAAGCAUGCCAAGCGGUGGCAAGCGUCCAUGUUCCUCCUCAUCGACUGUUUGGCGCUGGACCACGCCAAGCUCACGCCGGCCCGCGUCGACUUUGUCAAGCGCGUCGGCCGCUACAUUGAGUGGGAAGGCAUGGUCGCCCACGACAUGGCCCGGUACGAGCGCGCGCUCGCGGCCGCCGACGAGCGCAACGUCUGCGUCUGGUUCAAAACGACCUUUUGCGCGACGACCGACGUGAGCGACGCGCUAUACGUUCCGUGGCCUCUCGGAAGCCCACGCGCAGACGGCGCACACUGCGCUCUUUGCCAACGCGGAUCAAGACACGGCGGCGCUCGUCCACGUCGCAGCGCUCGAUGCGAUCAUGAGCUUCAUUCACGCGCAUUACGACGGGCUUGGCCGCAAGAUGUCGUCUCCAAGACGACCGUCGCAAAAAGACGACCGUCGCAAAUGUGUAGUCGCCGUCGUGGGAAAUCGUCACGUGCGUGUGCUACCAUAAACAUAUAUAUAUAGAAAGACUAGCCGAC